AUGAUGAAAAUAAUCAUUAUUAGUGUUCUAUGUAAUAUUAUAAGUAUAAAUUGUAUUAAUGUGAAUUAUCUUGCUCAAAGAUGUUAUAUAUGUGAAAAAGAAGCUUGUGAACAUCCAACUACACAAGAUAUUAAAGCUUGUUCUAAUGAUCAAAAUGAAGGAACUAGUGGAAAAGAAUUUGUUAAUGGUGCUUUAGGAGGAACAAAUGCGAAUGAAAUUUAUGGUGAACUUGCACAAGGUUUAAAUAAUUUUGGUAUAAAUCAAAUUGGUUUAAAUGCAUCAGCUAUGCCGUCAUGGAAUAGUCUUACGCGAUGGGUAUGUUAUAUAUCCAAAGAUAAACAUCGUGGUUGUUUAAUGAUGGGCAAAGGUCUUUGUUCUGAAGAUAAAAGUUGGUUAGGAAAAAUAAUUGAUAUUGGAAAAAAAUUAACUAAUAUUAUGAAAAAAGCAAAAGAUGCUGUAAAUAAAAUGUUUAGAGAUAUAAAUAUUCCAGGAAAGUUAAAUGAUACUCAAAAAUUUAAUAUUACGAAUUGGUUUGCAGAGAAUUAUAUGAGUAAAUUAGUUAAUAGUUCAAAUGAGCCUCAAUAUCAACUUGAUACAUGUUGUGAAGGUGAGAUUAAAAAUGAACUUAAAUUUUAA
This is a messenger RNA of Rotaria sp. Silwood1, 636 nucleotides long. The record is from the annotation of a GenBank genome assembly. Lineage: Eukaryota; Metazoa; Rotifera; Eurotatoria; Philodinida; Philodinidae.